Molecule: messenger RNA, 2228 nt
Organism: Chlamydomonas reinhardtii
Lineage: Eukaryota; Viridiplantae; Chlorophyta; Chlorophyceae; Chlamydomonadales; Chlamydomonadaceae
Exons: 9
Coding region: 50-1054 (334 amino acids)
Source: RefSeq, a predicted model, not a curated record
CCAUACUCUGCUAUUCAGCUGCGCUGCUGGUUCGAAUCGCUUCCGAAGAAUGGGACUGCCGUCCAACCCAGCAGCCAGGGGCGCACUGUGCUGUGCUGGACUCUCAUGCGUCGUCAUCAUCGGGUGCUCCAUAGCUGUGCUUAUUAUCAACAGGCAGGAGCUCGCAAACGUUACCUACACGUGCUGGUAUAACUGGCCCUAUACAACCUGCACCGCCUACUACUGGGACUCCAAUUCCCCGAUUGGCCGCGACCCCGACCCCGACCCCGACCCCGACCCCGACCCCGACCCCGACCCCGACCCCGACCCCGACCCCGACCCCGACCCCGACCCCGACCCCGACCCCGACCCCGACCCCGACCCCGACCCCGACCCCGACCCCGACCCCGACCCCGACCCCGACCCCGACCCCGACCCCGACCCCGACCCCGACCCCGACCCCGACCCCGACCCCGACCCCGACCCCGACCCCGACCCCGACCCCGACCCCGACCCCCAUCCCGACCCCGACCGAGAUCAUCAGGGGAGGCCCCUGCAGAUCAUACUCAGACUUCAGUCGCCACUUCUACACCAGCCUCCUCUCGGGCACGCUCCAUGGAUCGCAUGGCGGUCCGCUAGUUUCAUGGCUUGUCCAGGCGGCAUGAUUGGAAACGUCAUCGCAGGAGUCUUCCAUGUCAUCUGGUGGGCCGUCGCGGGCGAUUACUUUACCAAGAAGUACAACGCCGCCCACGACGUGCCUAUGGACAACUAUCGCCACGCCGUCAUGGCCCUGUGCUGGACCGCACUGUCCUUCGCCGCCAUCCAGUUCCUGUUCGGCAUCUUCGGAGCCGUCUCGAUGCGUGGUGGAGAUCGCGGCGGCGACUAUGAGGACCGUUCUGAUGAGAAGCCCCACAAGCACAAGCACGAGCACCAGUCGCACGCGGAGAUGACUGACCAGCACCCCCCGCCGCCCAUGGCCAACCCCUACCCUGCGCCGCCGCCGCCCGCGGGCGGCUACUACCCCCCGCCGCCGCCUGCAGGCUACUCGGCUACGCAGCCCCCGAUGGCCCUCUAAGCAUGAUGCGGUGGUGACGGUGGCGGCGUUGGGGGGAGGAGACUGUGGUUGCUUGGGAAGCCCGGUCCAAUGCUAAGCCUGCUGAAUGGCGGUCGGCGAGUAGCGGGCGCUGAGGGGCUGUCCUGAGGUCGAUGUGGGGCGAGGGGCGCACGCAGUGAUGUACGUACCCAGGGUGCGGCGGGGCACGUGCUGGCGCAGGCAUCAGUGGUGAGGCACGGAAGUACGGUAUGCACGGUACGUAUCCAGAUGACAUGCCCGCGAAUAAUGUUGAUGACUCUGUUUGAAUGUGUGUGUAAGGAGAGUGCGCCUGGAUUGCUGGUGUCGGGUGACGGCCCGACAAAGUGCACCCGUGUUGCUGAAAGUAGGGCGUGCCUAGCGUUGGGAGCAUCUGCUCCGCAGGCAACACGCGCUGCGACAAACCGGUACAUUGGUUUUGUUACAGCAAGGUUCACAAUAAACUUCAGGGCCUCUGAUGGCCUAUGUGUUGCUGAUUUGCUCAUAGCCUCAUAGCACAGGAUUGCACGCGUUGAGGCACGGCAGGGGUGCACAUAGGGUGCAGCACCCGAUCACAUAGACGACCCCCAUUUACUCAAUGCCGGUUAACAUGUACUCCAGGAUGGAGGGGGCGGCCUUUGUUCGUGCAAGUUUCAGUGCGCAUGGCUCUGAGAGCUUUAUCUUGUUUGUAGUAGUAACGCCGGUGUUUCGGCACGGUUGCGGCUCGUGAAUAUGACAGUGAUUGAUGAUGUUGUUACAGGUGGAUGUGUGGUCAUCUCAGGACCUGCAACGAGACUAACCGAGCCGCAAGGGCUCCUCGCCUCUAGAACAUCAAAACGUCAUAGCAGUCCACGGAAAAAGUGGGGAAGCAACAAAGAUAGUGAUUGCAAGGCUGAUAAAUUGGGCAUCAAACGUGCCAUGGCAGCGACAGGGCGGCGGCCCCGACGGCGAGGCCGCGAGCCGGGCGGUCCCGCAAUGGCAAGCAGCCCCCCUUGCUCCCCUGCCUCCCCUGCACGCUUCCAACAGCGGUUGGAAUUCGUGUGCCUGAGCAUUGUUACGUUAGGUGUCUACUGGAUUUCCCGAUUGACGUGAUUGGAAUGAAGUCAAGCCAAUCCCGGUGUCCCGUGCGGCCGUGCCGGUGUGGCUUUCAGAACGGUGAUAGAUAGAUCUAUAGAUUGAC